CCUUGUUUUUGCAGAAUCAACUUAACACGAUGGUCAUCAUGCAUCCACUAUAUACGCUGUCCCUUCUCUACGUUCUGAGUUCAUCCAUUUUUCGAGUAAAUGCUGAUGGAGAGACCACAUCGAUCACAUUAGAAUGUGGUAAAAUCAAGAACUUGUCAUCACCAGACUAUCCAAAACCAUACGGCAACAAUUUAGAGAUUCAUUGGGAUGUACAAGCAGACCUUACUCAAAGAAUAGUCGUCACAUUUCAUGAUUUCCAUACAGAGAAUUAUGAUACUCUACAUAUAGUAGAAGAGAACUAUCCAUCUGCUAGAGCAAAGUACAGUGGAAGCAAAAUGGCUACACCGUAUCUUUCUCUCGGGAACCACCUUGAGGUCAUUUUCCGUUCUGAUGAGUCUGAGUCUAGAAAAGGAUUCCAUCUGUCCCUCUCUUGUUUGACGCACACAGAACACAACACUGAUAUUCAUGAAGCAUUUGAAGGUUUCGAGCAUAUCAGAGUCCUCACCCAAACCUUAUGCAGAAACGCCUGGCAUAUGGAUGUCGCAGAUACUAUAUGUAGAGAGGCAGGGUUUCCCGGAGCCUACGAAACUACUUUGAAUAACACUACUUCGGGAUCAAAUGAAACAAGUUAUAUAUGCAAGACAUUCACUCAUCGCCUUCAAGAUUGCGAGAACUUUACAUCAAGUUGUACAGAUGCUUACAAAUCGGUGGUUAUAAAUUGUAAUGUUUUGGGUCAACUUGGGUGUUUUGAACUUGCGAAUUACACCCGUCUGCUGUCAAGAAGUGUAAAGCUGAGCAGGGAUCAAUGUCUUACCCACUGCAACUCAUACUCUGCAAUGCCACAGUAUGCUGUUCAUCAUAGCGGAACCAACUGCUCGUGUAUCGACCAAACUGCUUUGGAUGUUACCAAACUUACUACAAAUCGUAAUCUCUGUAGAACAGACACUACAAACCCGACUGGACACUGGGUUACUCUCUACAACGCCUCGUUUGGAUUCUGCAGUAAGCCGCCUGAACUAGACAAUGGCUCUUGGAAUAAUUCAUCAAACGGAUGUAUGUACGACACAACUGUCACCGCCAAAUGUAAUGACAACUACGAGUUGGUGGAUGGACAUAGGAAGAUGAGAUGUGACAGGGCAACAACCUCUACAACUCAAGACUUUGAAUGGCAUGGAACCACUCCAUCCUGCCGAAAAAGGAAUACUGGUUCAGCUGACAAUGAGUCGUUCUCCGGAUCUGGUAAGAUUCUGAAGUCAAAUUGGCAACUUAUGAUUGUAUCUUUCUUCUUUAUGUACAAUAGUCCUUUCAGUUUUUAUUAGGAAAUGAUACAUUUUGAAAUCAUUGUCGAUAUAUUUGCAAAAAAUAAUUAUAAUAACCCCGUACUAUUAAGUAACGCUUAGUUGGCUCGCGAUCUUGAUGAUGAUUUUUCACAAAAAAUAAUGUAAGCUACGUUGUUGGCAACAUCAAUUUCUUGGUUGAAUCAACGUAUAGAACCACAUUAAUUGAGUUUCAGGUUUACUUUAUCUCUUGGAGAACAUGUAUCGAUGUAAGAUUAAUGAACAUUGCUGAUAUUUUCGGCGUAGUUGAUGUUAUAUUUAAUGCAUGAUACAAGAAAUGCAUAAUCCAUGCCAUUCGUCCGAUAAAAUUCCAUUUUACUUCUGUUCGAUGAUAGUGUUUAAAAAUGUUUCCAACAAAUAUUCUCUUUCGUGUAGAUUCAUUUCUGUUAAAGAAUUAAUUGGUAGUUUUAGCCUACCAUACGCAAUUUUCGUAUGGAAAAGCGUUGCAAGUAGAAUUGUAGUUCAUCUACGUUAUGAAUUUAUGACCUAUGAAAAAAGAUUAAAGCAGAUGGAUUGUGUGUAAUAUAUACGCGUAUUUAAUGUGUAACUACUCAAUGUGCGAAAUGUGCUUUAAGCCAUGUGUUUGAGUUAAAUACUUUACUUCCAGGUUUUUUGUUUAUCUUGGAAGACAAUUUUUCAUGUUUGCUAUUGUUGUUUUUCUUCAAUUGUUGUAUAAUUGAUGUGAUACAAGGUUAAUGUAUUAUCGAUUACAUGUAUAUGUAUAUUAUGAUAUUUAGAGAAAAAUCAUGAUUUUGCAAUUUUUAGUUAGGUUCAGGAGUUUUUGCAGAAUUUUUCUUUCAUAACCUGGUUCCCCCAAAACAAGGGUGCAAUUCGUACAAGCAGGCGUAGCUUGUGGGUGUGGGUGUGCGUGAAAGUCCGUAUGGGCGCGUUUAACAAAAUGAGAUCAAACUAAAACUAAAACGGUGAACUAAAAUUGUUUUGUUUAUGUUCCUCUUCCGUUAGGGGGAAAUGUCACUAACUAAUGUGUCCAUAUUUCGUUUAACCCUCUUUUGGGUUAAAUAUCUCAGAUGGAAGUAAAUUGAACCCUGGCCUAUUAUACAGCUGUGCCUGAUACGAAUCGGCCUCAAUCAAUCAAUCAAUCACUGAUCAAUGAUAUUGAUAUCAAAAAAAGUUGUGAGCAAUUUCAAACUCUUUAUAAGACUAGGCUUUCGUAUUUUUGGAAUCAGGUUACAACAUAAAUGGACUAUUUUCAUUUUCAAGUUGUGCUUCUAAAUGUCAGGAAAUAAAUAGCCACUAUCAACGUUUGUUCAAAUGGUUUUUUUUUAAGUUGACUUCGAUUCAAUUUUCAGUGUAUGAUAAGGCCGUAUUUGUGUUAGCUAACUGUAUUCAUUCUAUGCAAGUCUAUGCAAUCUUUUUAUGGCAUUAUGCAAGCUGUACUUAGUUUCUGAAUUAUUUUCAUUUAAA
Messenger RNA from Strongylocentrotus purpuratus (purple sea urchin), 2762 nucleotides. RefSeq lists its product as uncharacterized. The record is from RefSeq and is a predicted model, not a curated record. Bases 30 to 1319 code for a protein of 429 amino acids. The transcript is spliced from 7 exons. Lineage: Eukaryota; Metazoa; Echinodermata; Echinoidea; Camarodonta; Strongylocentrotidae. Gene Ontology annotation, molecular function: serine-type endopeptidase activity. Gene Ontology annotation, cellular component: membrane.